Messenger RNA from Archocentrus centrarchus (flier cichlid), 2902 nucleotides. It is a transcript of the gene abhd14a, whose product is annotated as abhydrolase domain containing 14A. The transcript is spliced from 5 exons. Bases 413 to 1210 code for a protein of 265 amino acids. Gene Ontology annotation, cellular component: cytoplasm. NCBI's taxonomy places the organism in Eukaryota, Metazoa, Chordata, Actinopteri, Cichliformes, Cichlidae. The record is from RefSeq and is a predicted model, not a curated record.
AUGUGCAGCUCUUAAAAUGCUCCGACGAGAAGUAGUCGGUUUAAAUCGUGCUAGAUUUAAUCUAUAUCAGACAAAUAUUCUCUAAAAUGCGUUCGCGUCCAUGUCUUUCUCGUCUGUCGGUUAAUAUUUAGUCUACUUUGAGUUUAUUGGCAACCAUUCAUUCAGUGUCCGGGUAAUUUGUUUUACUUUGCUAGAAGAAUAAAUAUUUGUAGCUGUCUUUCAAGUACAAUUUCUCACUUUGAAAAGCUAGACUAGCCAUCCAAACGAGCAUCGAACCGAAGCCUUUCAGCAACGUUUCCCAUCGCUGGCAGCCAGCAACGCUGGAGACAUGACGAUAGAGAAGAAAGCCUCGCCCCUCAGUUACUGAACACGUUUAACUGUCUCGUCUGUGUCGAUCAUCCAUCUUGUUGAAAUGAAUUUCUUGCGUAAUCGUCUUGUUGUUCUGGGCCUGGUGUUGUUGGCCACGUUACUGCUGUACCUGCUGCUGCCAUCCAUUCGCCAGGGCAGCAUGGAACCGUCCCUUGAUGCUCAAAAAAUGGGGCUGAUGGCCACCCCUCCUCCUGCUCUUCCGACCAUCAAUGUGUCUAUUCGCACCGGACAGCUGCCCGGUGACCCUCCGCUGUUCUUCCGAGAGGCUUUGCCGGUGGAUGGAGCUGGACGGCAGAUACUGCCAAGGCUGCAAGUUGUCCUUCUGCAUGGUCAGGCCUUCACAUCCAAAACCUGGGAAGAACUUGGUACCAUGGCCCUACUGGCAACAAACGGAUAUCAGGCCUUAGCGAUGGACCUACCAGGCUAUGGAAAAUCACCAGACUCGGAAUCUCUGAAGACUGACCAGAGUCGAGUUGACCUCCUUUCGAGGUUUAUGGAGUCUUUGGGUGUGAGGGCAGCUGUGCUUUUGAGCCCAUCAAUGAGUGGACAUUACUCCCUCCCCUUUCUCAUGAAGAACAGUGCUCAGCUACAUGGCUUUAUUCCUGUAGCGCCAGUUGGCACCCGGAGUUACUCUCCACAGCAAUACCAAAAUAUUCAGACUCCCACUCUGAUUGUGUUUGGAGCCUUGGAUACAAAUCUGGGUGCCCAAUCCCACAAGAACCUCAUGCAACUUCCAAAUCACUUUGUGCUGAAGUUGGAAGGCGCGCGCCAUGCCUGCUACAUGGACAAACCCAGAGAAUUUCACCAAGGAUUGAUCGAAUUCCUCAGCAAACUGAAAUGAGUGGAGAAAUAGAAGGUAUAAAGAUGGGUUAAAAAAAAAAAAAAAAAGGAAACAGAAUACCUGGGUUGGGAUGGAAUAGUCAGUUUUGUUUUGAGUGCAUGACCUGAAGUAUAUCAGGCUCUGGUUGAAAUCUACACACUAAAGAAAUGUGCUUCAGUGCUUCCUUUAUUACCUUCUUUAGCAGAGGAUACACUGGACCAUACUUUAUGAAAGGGCAGGAGGUUAGGCCAAGCCACAGUUCAAAGCGACACAUCAUCCAACCUUUCAUGAAAACUGAGAAGUGAUGCAGGUUGUGUAAAUAAUUCAAUUUCAAUUCCAGUAGUUUCCAUGUCGUGCCACAACCUGCUGACAUGUUUUAAACCUUCAGUUACAGACUAUGAUGAACCCACAGGUGAACUAUGAACACUAGGCUGCUGUAAUAAAAUCUGUUUCUUAUGAUGUUGUUACCCUGUAUGAAGAAUGUAAAUUUAUUUAAAGAUAUGAGCUAUAUCAAAAGUGAUGGUCAAAGUGAAGGAUUGCCCUUUAGGGUGAUCAUUAUUUAAUGUUACUUUAGUCACAGGAAGCCUUCAUAAAGGCAGGACUUGCACUGGAUCAGCUCUCCACCAGGAAAAUAAAACGAGUGGACAGGAGGAGCUGCUAAUUUCAAUGUAACAAGUAUUUAAUUUCACUUUAUAAAUAUAUUCCACUUAAAGAAAAUCCGGUCUAUCUUCAAAACAUGACAGUUUCAUGGCAGAAGCAUUUCAGCAGCAUCCGCUGUGACAUUUCUGAGUUUUCUAAGUGCAGCCGAGUCCUCUACAUCUUUCCUUUACCUCUUGACUUUUUCCACUAAAGUCAAAGAAUAGUGAUUAGGAAAAGAUGGGAAGUCAGUUUUUUUUUUUUCUAGACGAUUCAACUGUAACCAUAUCUGCUGGAAAAAAGCUAAGGUGUACUGUGGUGACUUAAAUCAGCUGAAUUCUUAUUUCUGCCCAAAAAGGAUCUCUGGCAUAGGAGAAGCGUUGGGAAAUCCCUCCAUCUGUCCAUUUUCUUAACUGCUUAUUCAGUUCAGGGUUACAGGGGUGCUGGAGCCUGUCCGAGCUUUCACAGGGCUCGAAGCAAAGGUACACUCUGGACAGGUCGCCACUCUAUGGCUUAGAAAAUGGUGUUCAAAUUUUACAUUUAACAACUUAGUAUUACAGAUAUUGCUGUGAUGAAUGCAUUAUUUUUCAGAAUUUCAUUGUCACCUAAAAAUAUGAGACUAGUUCAACUUGUUAAAAAAAAAAAAAAAGAGUCAAGCUUGUAUAGUGGUGAGUUUUGUUUCUUGUUUUUUCUCAUCGCUUGUUGCAUGUAAAGAUAUUUAAUGUGGUUGCAUAACUGUUGCCAUUUUUGUGGGUGACAUAUAGGCUACUGUAAAUAGGCAAAUGUUGCUUCUACAUGUGUUUGAAAGCUUCUGUUAGUUUCAUGUUUAACAAACAGCAUUUCAGUAAAUGUCUGGUAAACAUUCUGGCUUCCAUUAAACAUAAGCUGUGCUACACAAAAGCAGACAGACCUGAUGCCUAAUGUGAUUGGGGGGGUGUAAAAACAAGUGUUAUAAAUGAAAAAAUAAUUUUAAAAGCAACUCGUAUUAUGUAGUACUGAAAUUGUAUGUAAUAUAUUUUCAAUGACUUUGGACAAUCAUGCCAAAAUGAAAGAUAUGUGCACUGCUUAAAAUAAAAA